ACAAAACAAAGAAAACCUUAUAAUGUCUGCUCUCGUUGUCGUUGUCACCGUUGCUGAAGUCGCGGUCGGGCGCAUUUUCAUCGCAUCGAAGCGAGGCGAGAGCUCUUAAACGGCACGAAAUCAAUUUCCUGCCGUCGAUCCGGCACGCGACAUUUCGCUUUUCUUCUGAAUGUGUCUGCUGUCACUGCUGCGCUACUGGGGGUUUUCCCCAUUUGUUGCUUUCUUCGUUUGUUCAUGUGGAAAAAUUGCUCCGAUCCAGUUCUUGGACCCCGUCGCCGUCGCGCUAGGGUUUACCGGUCGCACUUAAUAAAAUUAUGCCCUAUCUGUAUAAAUUGUUCGCCCCGGAUCUCCCGCUGCUUCAGUUGUGCUCAGACAAUAAACAGUUCCGGACCCGGGUUCCGCCUCAGGCAGCUGCUCAGUUUGAGAAUCGAGAACGAGAAUCAAUAGUCGAGAAUGGAGAAAUCAUUGGUGGGACUGCUUCUGGUGUUGCUGAUGGGAUUGGCUCUGCCAGUUGAGUCGAAAGAUGCGCUCAAAGACUGUCUCGGCGUGAAGAACUCUAUGUACUGUUUCGGUACAAAAAUUGUGCAAAAUGGACUCAAGCGAUUGGCCAGUGAAAAAUCUUUGCAAAUUAUGCCAGGACUUGAGAUAGUGGAGGCUGCGCCUCAAGGAAGUGCCGAGGAAGGAUACCGGUCAUACAAUGAGAUCAACAACGAAGAAGAUACGGGAGUGUUGGGACGGGUCAGCCGGUAUUUGGCCAAUCAUGAACUGAAGGUGAACCUUGGGGAAAUGAUGCGAAAGAAUGAUCUCCAGAAUGUGCUGAGAACCAUCCAGGAUGAUAUGGUGGGCGAAAUGGAAGAGGCCCGCAAAAAGGACAAGGGUGGUAUGGGAGCCAUUCUGAUGAUGGGAGUGAUGAUGAGCAAAAUGUUGGGAGCGCUCGGCUUCGGUAGCGUGGCCAUGCUGGCCAUGAAGGCCCUCGGCGUGUCGAUGAUGGCCCUGCUGCUGUCCGGUAUUCUGGGACUGAAGAAACUAACGGAAGGAGGCGGCGAUCAUAAGGGCCGUCACAAUCAGGACGUCGACUUCCAGGUGUUUUCCGGCGAUUCUUCCUCGGGAGGACACUACGACAGCCCCCAUGAUGACUCCGGCCAUCGAAGGACGUCCAGUUUGGCGUACCGAGGGUGGAACGAGGAGUAUAAGCGGCUGUGAGAAGCUGUUGGGUAAGACUGGAAUGCUGCAUCGGACAGUAUUGUGAGUUAUCGUGAGGAUUACUGAUAUUUUGAAAGAUUGUUAUUUAUUUUAGAAUAAUUUUCGACAUUAUUUAUUUAUCAACAUCAA
This is a messenger RNA of Aedes aegypti (yellow fever mosquito), 1332 nucleotides long. RefSeq lists its product as uncharacterized. The record is from RefSeq and is a predicted model, not a curated record. Lineage: Eukaryota; Metazoa; Arthropoda; Insecta; Diptera; Culicidae. Bases 454 to 1203 code for a protein of 249 amino acids. The transcript is spliced from 2 exons.